This is a messenger RNA of Euleptes europaea (tarantolino), 2797 nucleotides long. RefSeq names its product lysine demethylase 7A (gene KDM7A). The transcript has 20 exons. Gene Ontology annotation, molecular function: histone demethylase activity; transcription coregulator activity. The record is from RefSeq and is a predicted model, not a curated record. Lineage: Eukaryota; Metazoa; Chordata; Lepidosauria; Squamata; Sphaerodactylidae. The coding region runs from base 8 to 2773 and encodes 921 amino acids. Gene Ontology annotation, biological process: protein demethylation; regulation of transcription by RNA polymerase II.
UUUAAAGAUGGCCGGAGCGGCGGCGGCGGCGGGGUCGGCGGCCGCCAGCGCGACCCCCGUGUACUGCGUGUGCCGGGAGCCCUACGACGUGAGCCGCUUCAUGAUCGAGUGCGACAUAUGCAAGGACUGGUUCCACGGCAGCUGUGUCAGAGUAGAAGAACAUCAUGCUGUUGACGUUGACCUGUACCACUGUCCCAAUUGUGCAGUUCUUCAUGGACCCUCCUUAAUGAAAAAGAGAAGGAACUGGCACAGGCAUGACUAUACUGAAUUUGAUGAUGGUUCCAAUCCAGUUCAAGCUGGAACACGAACAUUUGUAAAACAACUGCGAGCUCGUUCAUUCCCAAGUGCUGAUGACAUCAUUUUGAAAAUGCAUGGCAGCCAGCUAACGCAAAGAUACCUGGAGAAACAUGGGUUCGAUGUUCCCAUAAUGGUUCCCAAAUUAGAUGGCUUAGGUCUGAGACUUCCACCUCCUACUUUCUCUGUUCUGGAUGUGGAACGAUACGUAGGUGGUGAGAAAGUGAUAGAUGUUAUUGAUGUGGCAAGACAGGCGGACAGUAAAAUGAAGCUCCAUAAUUAUAUCAAGUAUUUCAUGAACCCUGACAGACCAAAAGUAUUAAAUGUGAUCAGCCUCGAAUUUUCGGACACAAAGAUGUCUGAAUUAGUGGAAGUUCCUGAAAUUGCCAGAAAACUCUCAUGGGUAGAAAAUUACUGGCCAGAUGACUCAGUUUUUCCUAAGCCCUUUGUUCAGAAAUACUGCCUGAUGGGAGUCCAGGAUAGCUACACAGACUUUCAUAUUGAUUUUGGGGGCACUUCUGUCUGGUAUCAUGUUCUCUGGGGUGAGAAAAUCUUCUACUUAAUCAAACCUACCAAUGAAAAUUUGGCAAUCUAUGAAUCGUGGAGUUCAUCUGUCACCCAGAGCGAAGUUUAUUUUGGAGACAAAGUUGACAAGUGUUACAAAUGUGUUGUGAAGCAAGGACAUACUUUGUUUGUUCCAACAGGCUGGAUUCAUGCUGUGCUCACAUCUCAGGACUGUAUGGCUUUUGGAGGAAACUUUUUGCACAACCUCAAUAUUGGCAUGCAGCUCAGGUGUUAUGAAAUGGAGAAAAGGCUAAAAACCCCAGAUCUUUUCAAAUUCCCUUUCUUUGAAGCCAUCUGUUGGUUUGUGGCCAAAAACUUACUGGAAACUUUGAAAGAAUUGAGAGAAGACGGUUUUCAGCCCCAAACCUUCUUGGUACAAGGAGUAAAAACUUUACUUACUGCUUUAAAGUUAUGGAUGAAAAAAGAUCUGGUAACAGAUCAUGCCUUUGAAAUUCCAGACAACAUUAGGCCAGGGCAGCUCAUUAAAGAACUCUCUAAAGUGAUUCGUUCUGUAGAGGAAGAGAACAGCAAACCAGUGAAAACUCAGGGAAUUCUUGGUGUGUGCCAAGUUUCACGGUCCUCAAAUGAAUCAGCUUCCACUCAUCAUUCCAGACGAAAAGCAAGGAAGCUACGAGACCAUGCUGUCAAAACGCCUUCUAAUUUGGACAUUCUGGAACUCCACACAAGGGAAGUACUCAAAAGACUAGAGAUGUCCCCAUGGGAAGAGGACACAUCAAGUUAUAAGUUGAACGGAAGGUUUAACAAGCCUCUUCUGCCAUCUUCAACUGUUCCUGAAUGGCGAACGAAGGACAAUGAUUUACGGCUUUUGCUGUCAAAUGGAAGAAUAAUUAGACAUGAGAGGAAGCCCUUUAGAGAUCCAAGUCUUUACACUGCGGACAGUGAAGAGGAGGAUGACAGGACAAAGUCAGAGGAGGAAGGAACUGUUAAGUCAGAAGAGCAAAACUCCCAGGAAGCAGAUGGCAAUGCAGAUGUCCAGAAACCACUGAACAUGUUCUUUGAAAGUGUGAAAUCAGAACUCAGGAAUGGAACCUCAGAAUACUCUGAUAUUUCUGAUUCAGAAGAAUCUGAGCCUGAUUGCACUAACCAGCAAAAGGAUUCCUCUUUAGAGGAGUCAGAAACCUCAGGAGACGAGAAACAGGAAGUAACUUCAAAUUUUAAAGAGGAAUCUGAAGUAACAAGUGACCUCUAUCAAUCUUCACAGAAGCCAUCGAGACAUGAAACUAUAAGUAAAAGGGAAUGUCCUACCUCGACAAGUACGGAGGAAGAAGCUAUUCAGGGCAUGCUUUCAAUGGCAGGAUUGCACUAUACCACUUGUUUACCAGGUCACACACAGAGCACAGACUGCACUGAUAGAAGAAGCUCUCUUCAGGAACACAGAAGCUAUCCCAAAAGUCGGCAUAAAGACAGGCUGUCUUCCCAGAGUCAUAAAGCAGAAAGUGGUAAGCACAUUAAAGAAGAAAAAGAUGUGGGGACUUUAACAUUAGCUACACCAUUGUAUGGAGUUUCUAAAGUAAACCCUCAGGACAUAAACAAAACUCAGAAAUACAUGAAGAAGGAAGGUGCAUCUGAAGCCAGUUACAAAAUUCAAGAAAACAGGAGUCAUAUGCAAAGUAAUGGUUUGAACUUCCAACCUAGUAAAUGUAUGCGGGACUCCAGCUUAAUUCAAGGGGAGUGCAGGCUAAGUGACGGCAGCCUCAGCCCCGACAGGCCAUAUGGUGAAACAUCCUUGUCUGUCCCUCUUCAUCCAACCAAGCGACCGGCAUCGAAUCCGCCCCCUAUCAGCAACCAGGCAACAAAAGGCAAGCGUCCAAAGAAAGGAAUGGCAACUGCCAAACAGCGCCUUGGGAAGAUUCUAAAGCUGAACCGAAAUGGCCAUGCACGCUUCUUUGUUUGAUGCAGGCGCAGCGACCACCGCUGC